Messenger RNA from Monoraphidium neglectum, 888 nucleotides. Its product is annotated as putative Mannose-P-dolichol utilization defect 1 protein. The transcript is spliced from 5 exons. Bases 1 to 888 code for a protein of 295 amino acids. Lineage: Eukaryota; Viridiplantae; Chlorophyta; Chlorophyceae; Sphaeropleales; Selenastraceae. The record is from RefSeq and is a predicted model, not a curated record.
AUGGCGCCGCAUGGCGCAUGCAGCGCUGCGCCGCGUGUGUGCGUCGCAGCGGCUGCGGCGUCGGUGGUGGGGACGGCGGUUGGUGGCGGCCUGUCUGAGCUCGUUGCAGUGGUCCUGGGCUAUGCAGUUCUUAUUGGCAGCCUGUUCCGCAGCGCCCCCCAGAUAGCCAAGGUCAUCAGAGCCCGCAGCUGCGAGGGCCUGAGCCUGACGAGCGUGGUGGUGGAGCUGCUGUGCUACUCAGUGGUGGUGGCCUACAACAUCUCACAGGGCUACGCGUUCAACACGUUUGGCGAGGUGGUGGCGUGCUGGGUGCAGGACGUGGCCCUCAUCGCCCUCAUCUUGAGGUUCAGCGCCGCCCCCGCCUGGGCCGUGGCCGCGCUGUUCGGCGCGCUGGCCGCCGCCUCCGCAUGGCUGCUGUCCCCGGCCUGCCCUCGCGGCGUGCUGUCGACGCUGCAGGCGUCCACCAUAAUCACCAUGGCCCUGGGCAGCCGGCUGCCGCAGAUCGUGCUCAACUGGCGCCGCGGCAACGCGGGCAUGCUGAGCGUGAUGUCGUGCGGCCUCAACGUGGCGGGCAACGCCGCGCGCAUCUUCACGACGCUCGUGCUCACGCGGGACCCGCUGCUGCUGGGGGGCAUCGUCACGCAGGGUACCAUGAACUGUUUCCUGCUGUAUCAGAGCAUUGACACGUCACUGCGGCGGCGGCGCGGCCUGCUGCCGCCCAUCACACGUCCCUCAACAACCAGCAAGCAGCAGCAGCAGCAGCAGCAGCAACAGCAGCAGCAGCUCGCGGCUGAGCUGUUGACACGGCCGCAAGCGAAGGCGGCGGACGGCGGCGACGGCACGCCAGAGCCCGCGGCGGCACCUUUUAUUCCGCAGCCAGCUGCUUAG